GUAGUGCAAAUCAAAACCGGUCAGCCAAGUCCCGUCAACUCGGACGCAUCACAUUUAUCACAUUAAAUUCGCAUUACUCAGUGUCAUCCCCUUUAAAAGCAUAAAUUGUAUAUCGAAUCGCCGUCGACGCAUAUAGAUUUUCCCGGCGAAACACGCGACACCACUGCGACGAGAUAGACCCCGAUAGUCGUCUCGGGAAAAUUCUCGCACAGCGCAGCUAUGUCACUAAAAACAAGGCGACGAAAAGGUCCGACGUUCCAAGUUAAAUCGAUCGAUUGAAUCAUCUAACUCGAGCACCAGAGCUUGGGGUAUGGAGGAGGAUCGAGUAUCGACAGACGCUCCGAGACAGCGAGGCAUUCAGAUACUGGACAUCAGCAAUCAUCUGCACACGCUGAUCAGGGUCGGAUACGAGGCUCCGAUCAGCGAGUCCGCUUCGAGCAAGGGUCGCGUGCAGAAGAGGGCCAAGUCGAAACUCCGGGUGAUUUCUGGGAAGAAAUCGAUCAUGAACGAGGAAACAAGCUGGAGGCAUUGGCGUUCGAAGAUGAACGGCAAUGAUUUUCACGAGAAUCGUCAUCAGGAGGAGGACAACGUUGUAGAAUACGGUAAUGGGACGGCGGCUCGAAGACGAGUCACCGUUGGAUUUUCCUACGGAGAGAUGGAGGUUCCGAGUGACGGUGUUGUGAAGAGUCGACAUUCAAAGCAUUCGUUAUCCAACCUCAACGUCGUCAGUUACAACGGCGUGACGAUGUCGCAUCAGCAGACGCCUUCGAUGAACAACGAGAUGAUGCACAAACGGAAAUUCCUCGAAGAAAACUACCUGAAGUCAGACGUCAGAGGCACAUUCAAGGACUACUGCGACCACUGCACGAUUCACGGUCUGAAGUACGUCGGGGACACGUCCCUCACGAAUUUCGAAAGAGCCUUCUGGAUCCUCUCAUUCGUGCUGGCGAUAUUCGGCGCGGCCUACUUCAUCUGGCUGCUCUACGCCAAGUUCAUGCUUUCGCCGAUCAUAAUAUCGCGAAGCUCCGAGUCGGUGUCGCUGCAGGACUUUCCCUUCCCGGCCGUCACCGUCUGCAACAUGAACAACGCCAGGAAGUCAUACGCGAAAAAAGUCGUCAACGGGAACAACACUUUAGAGAAAGUUUUCCUGGAGGACAUAUGUGACUUUAAGACGACGAGCAAUGUGCAGAGCGAAAUUAGCGACGAGGCCGGCGAGUGGGACAACGUCUACCAAUUUUUACUCAACGUCUCGCAAAAUUGCUCGCAGAUGCUGUACUACUGCGAGUGGCACGGCAACGAGACCAACUGUACGGACAUCUUCAAUCCUGUUCUCACCGACGAGGGCCUCUGCUGUAAUUUCAACGCUGUCAAGAGGAUACUCUAUCAUCCCCGAACGUGGAAGAACCUGGACAUCACCUACGCCUCUGAUACGCACCUCGACUGGAACCCAGAGUACACAUUCACAAACGAAUCGGCGAACGCGAUUCCCUGGCGAGCUUUCAGCAGCGGAUCGAAUUACGGACUGACUCUCGCCCUCGACGUCGACGCGGAUGAGUACUACUGUUCGUCGACCGCCAGUGUUGGAUUCAAGAUGCUACUGCACAGUCCCGUGGAGACUCCUCAGAUAGCAGACUUCGCGUUCACUCUGUCACCGGGGAAAGAAACUCGGGUCAUCAUAACACCCCAUAUCACAGAUGCCCAAACGUCAAUCAUGAAGAUAUCACCAAAGAUUCGACGCUGCUACUUUCUUAAGGAAAGGAAGUUGCGUUUUUACAGGACCUACACCCAACGCAACUGUCUCCAGGAGUGUGAGGCUAACUUUACUCUCCAACACUGUAACUGCAUGAAGUACUAUAUGCCAGUAUCAAAUGAUACAAGAAUAUGUGGAAAAUCUGAUGAUGGUUGCGCACUUGAAGCCAGAACUUUCAUGAAAAAAAAGCUUUACGAAGAUGAAGACCCUCUUGCUACCUCAUUUAAUGUUACAAAAGUGCCUAACUGUCGAUGCUAUCCUGGUUGCUUUGAAAUCAACUAUAGCACAGAGAUUUCUCAGAGUAUGCUGAUGGCAACGUUUGACAUACCAGUAGAAUACUUUAAAAACAAUGCGGAAUAUUUUGAGAAAAAUAUUGCCUUGGUCCAUAUCUUUUUCAUCGACGAUUCCUACAUGAAAUAUUCCAAGAACCAGCUCUAUGGUUUUGCUGAGCUGCUGUCUAAUACCGGAGGUCUCUUAGGCCUCUUUAUGGGUUUUAGUUUACUAUCAGUGAUCGAAAUAGUUUAUUAUUUCUUUAUAAGGAUAUGGUGGCGCAUCUGGAGAAAGAAAACAAAUAAAAAUGAGAAAAGCAGACAUGCUGUUAGGCCCUUUGCAAGGACAAACGAUGCUGUAUAUCCCUUUGCGCAGUAAUGGGUUCAUCAUUGUCACAUACCUGUCACCUGUUUCCAAUCACAACAACAGCAUUCAACGCCUUGUUGUCAUUAAUUUUGUACACUUCAACUCAUUUUUUACUCGUAAAAUUAGGUUAUAAUUUUUGUACAGAACAUAUUUUUUAUGCAAAUCGUGAUUCAAGAAAAAUAAAAGACUUAUGGAACUUUCUCUACUCA
Messenger RNA from Nasonia vitripennis (jewel wasp), 2595 nucleotides. Its product is annotated as pickpocket protein 28-like. Gene Ontology annotation, cellular component: membrane. Gene Ontology annotation, biological process: sodium ion transmembrane transport. Bases 311 to 2398 code for a protein of 695 amino acids. The record is from RefSeq and is a predicted model, not a curated record. Gene Ontology annotation, molecular function: ligand-gated sodium channel activity. The transcript has 13 exons. Lineage: Eukaryota; Metazoa; Arthropoda; Insecta; Hymenoptera; Pteromalidae.